Messenger RNA from Nelumbo nucifera (sacred lotus), 1075 nucleotides. Its product is annotated as extracellular ribonuclease LE-like. Gene Ontology annotation, cellular component: extracellular region. The record is from RefSeq and is a predicted model, not a curated record. Gene Ontology annotation, molecular function: RNA binding; ribonuclease T2 activity. Gene Ontology annotation, biological process: RNA catabolic process. Lineage: Eukaryota; Viridiplantae; Streptophyta; Magnoliopsida; Proteales; Nelumbonaceae.
CAUCGCUCGGAGGUUUCUUCUCAUCGAGCGAGCCACAAUCUCCUCUUCAAAUUGUUGGGGUCUCAUUCUCAAACUGCAACUAUGGCUUCCUACAUCCUACCUAUUGCUCUUGUGGCCUUGUUCAUGUUCUCGACUGCCUUGCAGACUACUUCCAUUAAGGACUUGGAUUUCUACCAUCUCGUGCUCAUGUGGCCAGGUUCAUACUGCAAGCAAACCAGUGCAGGCUGUUGCAUUCCGAAGACUGGCGGUGAGCCCGAGCUGGACUUCUUUGUGAAAGGUCUCCUGCCUUACUCAAACGAUGGGAAGGCUCUCACGCAAUGCGGGAUGAGCCCAUUCUAUCUUGACGAGAUUUCAGACCUGAAUAAUGACUUGAAUAGCUACUGGCCUAAUAUCAAAUGCCCAAGCAGCGAGAGUCGUCACCUGUGGAAGAAUACAUGGAAAACAUAUGGCGUCUGCUCUGGCCUCAGUGAGCACGACUACUUCAAGAAGGCGUUGGACCUUCGAUCAAAGAUCGACCUGCUCUCAAUCUUCAAGAAACAUGGGAUCAUUUCUACAGACUAUGCAGAUUACAGUCUGGCCGAAAUCAAGCAAGUGAUAAACAGAGAAUUUGGAGCCACGACUGCCAUCAGUUGUAGUAAGAACCAGUGGGAUGAAACUCAGGUUUAUGAGAUCUAUUUGUGCGUUGACAGAGAGGCCAGAAACAUCAUCCCUUGCCCUGUUCUACCCAACUUUACUUGUGCUUCUCGGGUUGUCUUUGGUUCCUUCACCUACGACAUGCUCAAGAAUGUUUCUUCUCUGGCUGAUAAUCCCAUUAGAAUGCGCAUCCGCUGAGGAAAUGGAGCUCAAAAGCAAUCAGUAAUCAGUUGUGGUUUCUAGCAAUCUCUGUUUUCAUAAUAGGUGUGGUGUAGAGAAUUCAAGUCAGGAAUCUGGUCAUGUGUCAAGGGUUGGAUAGACCUGUGCUGUCUCCUUCUUGCAAAUGAGUGUAAUAGCUGGGAUAGAUUAUUAAAUCCUUGUAAAAGUUUUUGAUCUUUGUAUUUCUACCAGCAGAAAUAAAGAAGAAAGUUAUGUUUCUCUA